GAGGGCAAGGUGAGGAUGCUGAGGCGCUCUGCCCUGACCUGGACCGGUGGAGAAGCCGGCUUUGCGGGGAGUGGGAGAGCAGCUGUGCGCGCGGGAGGGUGUUUCUAUGAAGACCACUCUAAUUUGAAAGGAAAGAUGCUGUCCUCCAGUGAACAGAAGCUGGACAAGCUGGACGCCUUUUAUCGACUUCCAUUGGCCAAACAGAAGACGAGUGCAGAAAUCAUCAGCGAGGCCCGAAAUGCCUUGAGAACGGUUAGAACCCAAAGGCCAUUUACACCACGAGAAGACCAAAGGAAGCUCUUCGGGCCUGCCUCAUCGAGAACCCCAGAAAACAGGCCUCCUUCGUCCUUCAGCCUCCAUGCCUCCAGCUUUGAGUUAGCCGAUCCCAAGCCUAUCUCCGGGACUCGUCUCAGGCCGCUUGAGCUGAAACCCAAAGCUCCAGCAUCUCCCAACACAGAGGAGGAUGCCAAUCUCUCCUUCCCCAAAGCUCCAGUGGACCCCGCAAAGAUAAGAAGAAUAAGCGGUGCGCGUGCACGCUUCUACAGGGCUGCCUCCCAGGGAACGCUCCUGCCUGACAGAUCCCCUCCUGCUGCCCACUCGAAGACCCCGGUGGAGUCCAGAGACACUGUUAGCGUGGGGAGUGCCACAGCAAAAAGGAAUGGGGCUCAUUUAACAGCAUCAAGUGCCACCCGCCAUUUAAAGAACCCCCCACUUCUUCCCUGCGACCAGGGCUUCAGAGAAACCACAGAGCAGGAAGCGUCCCUACAGCCUCAGCUCGGAAGCAGAGGGGAUCCUGGGAAACGGCGUGCCAGGGCCUCCUCGUGUCCUAGCAGCUCAGACCUGAGCAGACAGGAAACCAGAACAGCCUCAAGAGCCAGCUUACAGGAACAGGAGCCAGAGCUAGAAGUAGAUGAGACCUUUUGGAAAACACGGAUCAUUCCAAUUUUGCAUGAAUUAGAGAAGGAAGAAGAUAUUGAAGCGAUGUGUGCGGCCUGCACCCAGCUCCAUCGCGCGCUGGAGGAAGCGCGCAUGCUCGGAAAGAGGUUCAAGAGAAGGAGCGUCCUGCUGAAGGCGCUGUAUAAGCUAGUGGACGCCGGCUCAGACGCGCUCAGCCUGAAGCUCGCAAAGCUUAUCCUAGCACUUAAAGUGAGUGGAAAGAACCUUCUUAACAUCUGCAAACUGGUAUUUAAAAUCAGCAGGAGCGAGAAGAAUGACACCCUGAUGCAGAAGGACAACAUUCUGCAAUCUCUACUGGAGGUACUGAGAGACGAAGACCUGCAAAGUAACACCGAGGCUUUUCUCUACUGCAUGGGGGCUCUGAAAUUCAUUUCCGGAAGUCCAGGAUUCCUUACCGAGAUGGUCAACAAAGGCACGGUGGAAAUAUUGGUGCAGUUAAUAAAGGAAACGACUGAGGACACAGAGAAGCAUGGCGCGUGCCUGCCGAAUUCUGGCCACUUGCUAGUCCAGACAACUGCUACCUUGAGAAACUUGGUCGAUUCACCACUGACAAGGAGCAAACUCCUGAACAUCGGGGCCUUUCCCUGUCUCUGCACAGUGAUGGGACAGCACAUGAACGACAAGGACAUCUGUACCAACAUCGCCAGAGUCUUUAGCAAACUAACCUCUUACCGUGACUGCUGUGCGGCCCUGGUCAGCUAUUCCAGAUGUUACGCCUUGUUUCUAAGUCUAUUGAACAAAUACCAGAAGAACCAGGACUUAGUAAUUCGAAUUGUUUUUAUCCUUGGCAACCUGACAGCGAAAAGUAACCAGGCCCGGGAACUGUUCUCCGGAGAGAGUGGGAGCGUGGAAACUCUGCUCACACUGUUCCAGAACUUCUACCGACUUGAGGAGAGCUCACCAAAGCUGCAGCGUUCAGGAGCCAGGCCACGGGCAGAGGCCGAGGACGUGCUGGUCAAGCUGACCCGUGUCCUUGCCAACAUAGCCAUUCACCCUUGCAUCGGCCCAGUGCUAGCCGCCGACCCUCGGGUGGUGGGCCUGUUGCUGACAACCCUGGAAUCGAAGUCACUGGGCGACUGUGAGGAGCUGGUGAUCAACACCACAGCAGCCAUCAACAAUCUGUCCUUUUACCAAGUGAAGAGCUCUGUCCUGCAACACAGAAAGCUGUAUGUUGCUGAAUUGCUCUUAAAGCUCCUUGUGAGCAACAACAUGGAUGGGAUCCUGGAGGCUGUGCGUGUCUUUGGAAAUCUCUCCCAGGACCAUGACGUCUGCAAUUUCCUCAUGCAGAAAAAUGUACACAAGUUCUUGAUCACAUUGCUGGAAGCCAAGCACCAAGACAUUUGCUUCUCUGCCUGCGGGGUCCUCCUGAAUCUCACGGUGGAUAAGGAUAAGCGAGCGGUGCUCAAAGAAGGCGGUGGCAUUAAAAAGUUAGUGGAUUGUUUGAGAGAUUUCGGUCCUGGUGACUGGCAGCUGGCCUGCCUGGUGUGCAAGACCUUGUGGAACUUCAGUGAAAACAUCACCAACGCUUCCGAGUGUUUUGGAGAUGACGUCACCAACACACUCCUCAUCCUCUUGUCGACGUUUUUAGAUGAAGAACUAGCCCUGGAUAGCAGUUUUGAUCAAGACUUAAAAAGUUACCACAGACUCCACUGGGAGACGGAAUUCAAGCCCGUGGCACAGGAACUUCUAAAGCGCAUCCAGAGUCACCACACGCUCCUGGAGCCCCUGCCCGUCCCUUCUUUCUAACAUGACGCACUCAAGGCAGAACCGGGAGGUCAGAUCUCCCUCCUUCUCGGGAAAUGGUAAAAGCACGAAAGCUUUUCAGUAUUCACACACGUCGAGCGUUUUUAAAGUACUGAUUUUAGCGAGUAGCCUAAGUAUUUUGAAAGAAAUAAGCAUUUCUUUUUCUAGGAAUUACAGAAAACAGAUAUAUAUAUAUAUAUAUAUAUAUUUUCUGCUAUGCGAGGUAUGAGAUGGAAAUAUAUGCAUUUCUAAGACUUCUCUUUCUAUUUGCCUCGUACUCACUUAGAAAAGAGCCUUUAAAAUCCCGGUUUGACGACUUUGGGAUGAGCGGGCUCCAUCAGGUCACUAGCUAAGGGACGGCACAGUGGAGACGGGGCCUUGUCCACGGGAGAGCAGCCCACAGGGGAGGCACACACACUGACCGCUGCUGCAACUCUUACUACAUCCAGAAAUAAGUUUCUGUCCUCGUCCUAAGAGAAGGAGUAAGCAGAAAGUAGAGAGAACUACGUGGAGAUGUAGCUCGGUGGCAGAUGACCUGACCACCGGGUUCAGGGCCCUGGGAUUGAUCCCCAGCAAGGGAGUGGAAGGAAAUACUGCUUCAGGUCAUUGUCCUUAUAGAUUCUAGGGGUUUUCCCUUCGUUUGUGUGGAUGUCUGGCCGGCAUGUAUGUUUGUGCACCCUGUGCAUGCAGUACCUGUGGAGGCCAGAAGAGGGUGUCAGAUCCCCUGAGACUGCUGUCAUAGAUGGUUGUGAGCCUCCGUGCGGGGGUGAGACCUGAACUCAGGUCUGCUGUAAGAGCAGCUAGUGCUCUUAACCACUGAGCCAUCUCUCCAGCCUCUACUUUUAAAAUAUUUUUAAAUUUUUUAUUUGUGUCUCUCUGAGUAAACAUAUGUCCCGUGUGUGUGUGUGUGUGUGUGUGUGUGUGUGUGUGUGUGUGUGUGUGUGUUCCCUUGAAUCCAGAAGAGGGUGUCAGCCCCCGGAACUGGAGCUACAGGUGGUUUUGAGCUGCUGGACUCGAUUGCUAGGAGACAAACUGAGGUCUUCUGGAAGAGCAGUAAGUACUGCUAACCACUGAGCCAUACGGCAGCCCCACUUAUCUACUUCUUGAAUGAAGCAGGACAGAUGAAAAAGUACCUUUCCUUUCAUUUGAAACAGUGACUGAAUCAGAUGGUUGUCCUCCUUAUUAGACUGUAGCCAAGAGAGAUGAUAUAACAGGUUAGAAAGUACAAGGUUAGCUGUAAGACGAAUGUUUGUUUCCCAUCUCUCUGCUGGGGAGGAACCGCCUUAGACAAUUGACUAAAUGUCUCGAGUCAUACUAUAAAGUGAGAAUAUUACCUCUAUUUUAGUGUACGCGUUAGUCAGGGUUCUUAGAAAUAUAUAUAUUUAGAAUAUAUAUACAUAUAUACAUACAUAUAUAUAUGUUCGUGUGUGUGUGUGUGUGUGUGUGUGUGUGUGUGUGUGUGUGAAACCCAACAAUGGCUGCCUGCAUUUUGGAGAAUGUGAGAAGCCAGUAUCUCACCAGGUCCAGGAGGCAGAAUGCCUCAGCAGCCUCAGUGUGGCGCUGAAGACCGGAAGGAUUCCUGGAGAGCAUCUGGGCUUCAGUCCCUGCUAGAGACCGAGGAAGGAAACUGGAUUCCCAAGUCAGUGAGGGAGCAGUAGUGGCAAAAACAGAGUGGGUACGCUCGCCAGCCAGUGCAAAAGUGGGAAGGCAAAAGCCUGUGCUUGCCUCAGACCUCUUUGUACCUGGGUUGCCUGAGGGAGAGCUGCUGAAACUGAGGGGAAGGUUGUCAGGAAAUACCUGGCAGGCAGACUCAUUGGUCCCAGAGCUAAUAAGGUUGACCACCACCAUUAGCACACAUCGAAGUUUGGGGCGUAGCCUCAGUCAGCAGGUUUGGGCACACGCUGUAAUUAUGACGGAAGCCUGCUCGCUCGCUCGCUCGUCUCAGGAGGAUAAAUCUGUCUUUGAAUAAAUUAUUCAAAAAGA
Messenger RNA from Rattus norvegicus (Norway rat), 4683 nucleotides. The record is from RefSeq and is a predicted model, not a curated record. NCBI's taxonomy places the organism in Eukaryota, Metazoa, Chordata, Mammalia, Rodentia, Muridae.